This is a messenger RNA of Polyodon spathula (Mississippi paddlefish), 2490 nucleotides long. It is a transcript of the gene tcf25, whose product is annotated as transcription factor 25 (basic helix-loop-helix). Gene Ontology annotation, cellular component: RQC complex. The transcript has 18 exons. NCBI's taxonomy places the organism in Eukaryota, Metazoa, Chordata, Actinopteri, Acipenseriformes, Polyodontidae. The record is from RefSeq and is a predicted model, not a curated record. Bases 127 to 2172 code for a protein of 681 amino acids.
UUUUGUAUUACGUCACUUCCUAUCUCCCAUCGCCCAGUAACUCGGAAGAGAUGGUGUAACUAAUGAUAGGAAAAAUCGGGUUUUAUAUAUUUUUGAAACGUAGUGGCUGUUUGCUUAAACGGGCAAAUGUCAAGUCGGGCUUUGCGAAGACUUAAAGGGAACCCCCGGGGUCAGGAGGCCCUGCAAGCGGCUGACCCGGAGCUUGAGACGGGGGAAGAGGAGGAAGAGACACAGACAGAACCUGCAAAGAACACCAGUCGGAAAGCAAAGAGAAACAAGAAACAAAAAAAUAUCUGUAAUAUCUACGAGCUGAUAAAUGAAGCUGAGAAUGAGACUGAUAAAAACCGUGAAGCUGAAGCCCCAGCAGAAGAAGAGCAUGCAGAGUCCAAGCUAGACCCUGACAACCAUGAAAAGAAGGAGAAGAGUGAUAAUGGGGAGACAGAAAAGCAAGAGGAGACCCAGGAGACAGAAAAGUCGAGCGUGAGUGUUAAAGCAAGCAAGAAAAAAAAGAAAAAGAAAAACAAGAAGACAACAGCAGGGGAUGCUCAGGAGGAAGGGUGCACUGAUGACAUUGACAGUAUCCUAGAGACAAUUGAAAAUCAGACUGGCCUGUCCUAUCAGAACGAGGGCUCCAGAAACGCUGACACCAGGCCUGUUCUUUAUGUAGAACACAGAAACCUGAAUCCUGAAACAGAGCUGAAGAGAUAUUUUGGGGCUCGAGCAGUCUUGGGGGAUCAAAGCAGACCAAGGCAAAGACAGCGCCAGUUUCACCGCAGCACAUGGAUGACAACACUAAAGAACACCUGGCCACGAUUCAGCAAACCUGGGAUUUCCAUGAGCCUUCUGGAGACGAAAGAUGGAGUCCAGUAUUUCACUUUUGAACACAGCAGGGAGUAUCAGCAAGUUCAGUUCAAAUUCCUGGAGGCAGUAGAGUCUAUGGACCCAAACAACAUUGUGCUCCUCUUGCAAAUGAAUCCUUAUCACAUUGACUCCUUGCUCCAGCUCUCUGAUGUCUGUCGCAUUCAAGAUGAUCAGGAAAUGGCUAAAGACCUGAUUGAGAGGGCCCUGUACAGUUUUGAAUGUGCAUCCCAUCCUGUGUUCAGCCUAACCUCUGGAACAUCCAGACUUGAUUAUUUACGACCUGAAAAUAGGGCAUUUUACUUGUCACUGUACAAGCACAUGAUGUUUCUGGAGAGAAGAGGGUGUCCCCGGACAGCACUGGAGUACUGUAAACUCAUACUAAGUUUUGACCCUGAUAACGACCCUCUGUGCAUGCUGUUGCUGCUUGAUUUCCUGUCACUGCGAUCACGGGAGUAUUCGUUCCUGAUUCGGAUCUAUGAGGAGUGGGAGGCCCACCGGAACCUGUCACAGCUUCCAAACUUUGCCUAUUCAGUGGGGCUGUGCUAUUACUUCCUCAGUCAGCAGGAGGACCUGCCCGCUGCAGAGUGCGCUCAGAAACAACAGAUGGCUGAUCGCUUCCUACAAAAUGCGCUGUUGAUGUUUCCAAGCGUGUUGAUGCCUCUAUUGGAGAUAUGUGCUGUAGAGCCUGAUGCUGCUGUCUCGUCACAUGCAUUUUUUGGACCAAGGACUCAAAUUGGGCAGCCCCCUGCCCUGAACGAGCUGGUGGCCCUCUUCGUCGGGAGGAGUCACUCUCUGUGGAAAGACCCGGCUGUGAUGCUGUGGCUGGAGAGCAAUGUUAAAGAAGUGUUGCAGAGAGUAGAUGCCAGUGAACCUGUGGUGGAGGAGUAUGAAAAGAAGAGGAAGCUGAGGUACCAAAGUGCCCCAAGAAGCAUUCACCGCCAUGUUAUCUUGUCAGAGAUAAAGGAGGCCACAGCUGCUCUGCCUCUGGAAGUGACUGCUCAGCCAGUGAUGGGGUUUGACCCCUUGCCUCCUUUAGAUUCGGUGGUUUCUUACACCAGACCUGAAAGAGCUAAUAGAGUUGCUACUGAUGAAAGCACUUUGUCGCUGUUUUUACGAUCUCUUCUGCCAAACUUCAACCUACAGGGUGGUGUAAGGCCUGAGGAGGACCUGGAAGUGGCCCGGGCUGGGCGACAGCUGAACCAGGAAGUGAACCGGCUAAUGGGGGCUAUGAGGGACAUGCUGGCUAAUAUCCAGUUUCAGGAGCCACCGCGUGAGGACAACCCAGAGAGGGACGACGAGGAGUGGGAUUGAGACGAUUGAGACAGUUGAGGACCAGUUUAGUUGUCUACAGGACAGUAGGCUGCUGGGCCAGGGCUAGGGAAGUUGGAAGGGUACCAGGCUUAGACAACAGCAAUAACAAAUAAACCAUUAUAAAUUCAAUAAUUUAUCAUAUUCAGUUAGAACCUCCAUUCUUGAGGCUCUAAGACAAAAUUAACCGUGCUAAUUUAUCUGUUCUUAAUAAAGCAGCAGCUUUGGAAUUUUGAUGGCACAACUGCAAGACCAUGAAUAUGCAUUUAAAAUCUCCUUCAGCAUGAGGCUGUUUAUUAAAAAUGUAAAUUUGAAAAUAAA